Messenger RNA from Penaeus vannamei (Pacific white shrimp), 1540 nucleotides. RefSeq lists its product as uncharacterized. The record is from RefSeq and is a predicted model, not a curated record. NCBI's taxonomy places the organism in Eukaryota, Metazoa, Arthropoda, Malacostraca, Decapoda, Penaeidae.
GACCCGCUCAGUAGCCAAUGGUAGUUGUGUUGGACGAGAGAUGCCAGUGCAACCUUAGACAACACCGCCUACGCAUUUCGCCGACUCCACUUCUCUGUGUCGUGCUACGGACUAGAGUGAUAGGGCGGCGCCUCGAGGAAGUGAGAAGUGCAAAUCCGAGGCGCAAAGAAACUAAAGCGCAAGUUACAAGCGAUGGGAAGAGAGUGUGCAGGGAAGGCUGUUUGCUCCCUCUCCUCCUCCUCCCCCUCCCUCUCCCCCACGCGAGCAAACGGCAGAUAAGACCACGAGUAGCGCUUCGACACGAGUUCUAUGAACGGUGGUGAUACGAUGCGUGCUGGUGACCGCAGCGUCCCCACGCGAGAAGGUGAAGAGGCGUGAGAAGGGACUCGCACUCUGGGACCUUCUAGAACCUGACACAAAGACAAGGUUUGGCACCAAUGGCGACAUCCUCCUGGGGGAUAUUCAUGACAACACGAAAGAGGACCAAGGCGUCAAAGUAUGCUUAUUGAGAUUCAUCAGUUCCGAGCCGUGCAACAAUGCGGGUAUUCUCCAUAUUGCACCUUUUCUUCCUGUUACUCGCAGUGACGCUGAGCCUGCAGCCCGUGGCAGCUGACCCUCUCCCCGACCCAGUUCCUCCUAUCGAACUGAACCUCGAUAUACCGGACGGCGUCGAUGUCAAUGAACAGGACCAACCGGACAUAGCAGACGACUCAUCAGCAGAGUUCCAGAGUUAUAUCACUUCAAUGCUCACUUUCGCCGUCGUGAACCUCCUCGUGUAUUCCUCCGCCGCCGUCAUGCAUCGCCUGGGUCGACAGGAUCCAUAUUCCUUCCCGAAUUUGACUCGUCGAAAUCUCGUUCCGUCUUGGCCUCCUCCCGCGCCUCCGUUCCCGUCCCUUCCUCCUCCGGUUCUGCCUCACGAGAUCGAGCCCGAGAAGACCCCCCGCGCGGAGGUCCUGCGGUGGGACUCCAUCAACUCCCUGUACGUGAGCUCUGCCGCGUGCGUGGACGAGGAGCACGUCUACGAUGAGUGGAAGGGCGGCGCCGAAGAGGCGACUGAUGCAUCCUGAUAACAUGCAGUCAAAUGUGAUAGUUGCAUUUAUACGUACGAUAUUAAGGUGGUGUCACACUGCCCCAAAAUUGACACCUGAUGGACACGCGAUAGAGAAAAUGUUCUGAUUCGGGUCUUAUCGCCAAUAACAUCUAUUGCGGGGGAGUGUUUAGCCUGCAUUAUCACCACAAUUAUUGUUAAUACUGGUAUUCACACAAAAGCACACAUACAAACCGCACGCACGCACGUGCACACACACACACACACACACACACACACACACACACACACACACACACACACACACACACACACACACACACACACACACACACACGUACGCAUGCACGCACACACACUACUGGAGCAUAGAACACUCCCUAAUAACAUGUAGCCUUACUCACUUCAUAUUAUGUACUAACACACACGCAGCUUCUGGUUUCACCUAUUUAGAGCUGUCUCAUUAUGUCAUAACUCAAGCUGGCCGGAUUG